Ilex paraguariensis (yerba mate) is the source of this 1874-nucleotide messenger RNA. NCBI's taxonomy places the organism in Eukaryota, Viridiplantae, Streptophyta, Magnoliopsida, Aquifoliales, Aquifoliaceae. The record is from the annotation of a GenBank genome assembly.
CAAACAAAAAAAAGUGGUGGCUCCCAUCCCCACUUUCAUAGAAACGGUGUUCACAUUCCCUGUUAUUCUCUAUAAAAUUCCGGCUCUGGGAUUGCAAAUGAAGACCACUACUCUCACAUCCUCUCCUCUCAGACGGUUGUGUAUUAUUAUAGGACCAUCCCAUAAUUUUGUUCUGGGUAUAUAUGGCACCACCACCCACCACAUCUUUAACGUUCACAGUGAGGAGGCAGAAGCCUGAGCUGGUCGCUCCAGCAAAGGCCACACCUCAUGAGUGCAAACUGCUUUCUGACAUCGAUGAUCAGGAAGGUCUUCGGUUUCAGAUCCCAGUCAUACAGUUCUAUGGGAAUAUAGGAACGGGAGGAAGAGGCAGAGACCCCGUGAAGGUCAUCAGAGAAGCUCUUGCCAAAACCCUCGUUUUCUACUACCCAUUUGCUGGUCGUCUUAGGGAAGGUCCUGCCCGGAAGCUUAUGGUAGACUGUACCGGUGAGGGUGUCAUGUUCAUUGAAGCUGAUGCCGACGUCACCCUCGACCAGUUCGGCGAUGCCCUUCAACCUCCGUUCCCCUGCUUGGAGGAGCUUCUCUACGAUGUUCCCGGCUCCGGAGGGGUCCUUAACUGCCCUUUGUUGCUUAUUCAGGUGACGCGUCUCAUGUGUGGGGGUUUCAUAUUCGCACUACGUCUGAAUCAUACCAUGAGUGAUGCAGCCGGACUAGUCCAAUUCAUGGCGGCCCUGGGUGAAAUGGCACGAGGUGCUCCUGCCCCCUCGGUGCAGCCACUAUGGCGGAGGGAGUUGCUAAAUGCUAGGGAGCCUCCCCGCGUGACAUGCACUCACCACGAGUAUGAUCAAGUCCUGGACACCGAGGGGACCAUUAUUCCUUUGGACGACAUGGCCCACAACUCUUUCUUCUUUGGGCCCACUCAAGUGUCGGCUCUUCGUAGGUUCGUCCCUCCCCACCUACAGGGGCAGGGCAAAUGUUCCACCUUUGAAUUGCUAACGGCCUGCUUGUGGCGUUGCCGCACCAUCGCCCUUCAGCCAGACCCAGAGGAGAAGGUGCGUAUCCUUUGCAUCGUCAAUGCUCGUGCCAAAUUCGACCCUUCCCUACCCAACGGUUACUACGGCAAUGCCUUCGCAUUCCCGGUGGCCAUCUCCACUGCCGAGAAGCUGUGCAACAACCCCUUGGGGUAUGCCCUGGAACUUGUCAUGAAAGCCAAGGCUGAUGUCACCGAGGAGUAUAUGCGAUCAGUGGCCGACUUGAUGGUGAUCAGAGGACGACCCCACUUUACGGUGGUGCGAACUUUCCUGGUAUCGGACGUUACUCGUGCUGGAUUUGGAGAUGUGGACUUCGGGUGGGGCAAAGCGGCCUACGGUGGUCCAGCCAAGGGUGGUGUUGGUGCCAUCCCUGGGGUGGCCAGCUUUUACAUACCUUUUACAAACAGCAAGGGCGAGAAUGGGAUUGUAGUGCCCAUUUGCUUGCCUGCACCUGCCAUGGAAAUUUUUGUGAAGGAACUUGAGAGGAUGCUAAAAGAUGAUCAAAACGUGACUCAUAAUCGUAAGACCUCCUCCUUCAUCACGUCCGCGUUGUAAUUUAAUCAGUGACCGACAGUGUUUUUUUCUUUGUGUGUUGGUGGGGGGAUUUGUUUUAGAUUGAAUUGAAUUGUAGAAAAAAUAAAACGAACUUGUGAUGCAUGUUUCUCCUAUAUAGUGUUUUCAAGGUUCGCCUGUUUUAUCCAUGUUCUUCAUAUUUUACAGGUUUGAUUUGAUACCCAUCAUCUGCUCGCUUACUUUGCUUGCCACCUAUUUCUAUUGUCUUUGUAUUGUGCAUCACAUUGGGUGUUUAAAUUUUUGUUUGAUUGUAAUUUUUUAUCCUAUUUGACC